AAGACAUUAAAAAUAUUAAGUUCUCUAAAAUGCUAAAAUUAUACUCCAAGCUAAUUUAAUAGGAACAUCACAUUUCAAUUACUAUUUAAUUUCUGUGCUGGAGACCUGCUGACAAACAAACCAGUUGUCACUCGAUUAAAUUAAGUAAAAUUACAAUUCACCAUUGUUUUACACCUCAAACUCCAAAGCACCAUUCUUUUCUCGAACAGGUAGUGUAUUGGGUGUCCGAGUAUCCAAAAAAACAAAACGCAAAUACUCCGAUAAUGUAGUACCGAUCAAUGGUAAAUUGUGAUGCUCUAUUAUUAACGAAAACAGAGGUGGUUCUUUUAUUUUAUUUUUAUUUUAUUUUAUUUUAUUUUUUUUACACCGCUUAUACUAAAUAGGAUAUUAAAAAAAAAUCGGGCAUUCUCAACGCAACAGUACUACCGUUCAUGGCUUUCUCUCUCCUCUCUCUACUCCUCUUCUCUCUUCUCCUCUUCCACCAACCUUUCUUUGCCACCGCAAACAUCCACAAAACAACCCUCCUCAGAUCAAAGCUCAUCUCCGAGCCCACACCCUCAAAUGAUGUCCCAUUGACCAAAUACUUUGAGGUCACUAAGCCCAUCCAACUUCCCAAAACCAAACCGUGCUCAUACAACAUCCUCCAACAUGACUUUGCCAAUACAUAUCAGCAACCGCCUGUUCUUGCCAAUUACGCACCCCUUUCGAAUUGCCCGUCUCAAAAUUUUGCCAAAAUUGUUCUUGAAUGGAACGCCACUGUCAAAGGAAGGCAAUUUGAUCGCAUUUUUGGCGUUUGGCUUGGCGGCGUUGAGCUUCUCCGGAGCUGCACGGCGGAGCCACGACACACCGGGACUGUUUGGACUGUCAAGAAGGACAUUACCAAGUAUCAUUCACUACUCAUGACCAAUCAAACACUUGCUGUCUAUAUGGGUAACAUUGUUGAUACUACUUACACUGGUGUGUACCAUGUGAACAUAACAAUUCACUUUUAUCCUCCUGAAAUGCAUCACAAUUCUCAUAAGCCAAAUUCGAAUGAUUUGGGUGAUGGGUAUGGUUCUGGGGCUGAUUUGUUCUUACCCAUUUCGAGAAAUAUACCAUUGAAUGAUGGAUUGUGGUUUGAAAUUGAGAAUUCCACUGAUGGAAAAUCCAAGGAGUUUAAAAUUCCCCAAAAUGCAUAUAGGGCUGUGUUGGAGGUUUAUGUUUCAUUUCAUUCUGAAGAUGAAUCUUGGUAUGCAGAUUUCCCGAAUGAAUACAUUGCCGCGAACAAUCUUUCUCAUACUGCCGGGAUUGGACCUUUAUAUUCUUACGGGAAUGGACCUUUUAGGGAGGUUGUGGUCAGUUUGGAUGAUAUGGUUGUUGGUGCAGUUUGGCCUUUUAUAGUAAUAUAUACUGGAGGAGUCAAUCCCCUCCUGUGGAGGCCAGUUAGCGCAAUUGGUUCAUUUGAUCUCCCUACUUAUGAUAUUGAAAUCACUCCAUUUUUAGGGAAGAUAUUAGAUGGAAAGACCCAUGGGUUCACAUUUAGUGUCACGAAUGCCUUGAAAGUGUGGUACAUUGAUGCAAAUUUGCAUAUUUGGUUGGACAAGAAGAGUGAAAAAACUGAAGGAAAGCUUUUGAGACACAAUGCCGCGCCUGCUCAUGUUUCUUUGGUAACCAGUUUUACAGGUCUGAAUGGAACAUUUUCGACGAGUGUGAGAAGAUCCAUCUCAUCCAGUGGAUGGGUGAAGUCCUCUUAUGGGAAUAUCACAGCCAAUGCGAGUCAAAACUUCAAUUACAGUAACUUCAUUGUAAUGGGGAAUAACAUGAAUUUGCAGAUCUUGAAUCAGAUAAUUGAUGUCAAUGACAGCAUUUCUGCAGAGAUGACGGAUUCAUCUAUUCACUCGAUAGAAUCAUUCAAAAGGUUUCCUCUUUACCUGUACUCUGACUACGCGGAUCAAGAAGAUGGAACUUAUGCUUUAAUUACAAACAUAACAAUGAGUUACAAUGAGGAGAGGGUUAAGGCUGGUGGUUUUGGAUUCUCUGUCAGUUCUCUUAAUAAUUUGCAGAAUGGGCAGGGCAAUAUGGUUAUCAAUGGCAGCUUGGUAGUAACUGGACAGGGGAGCUUACAACAAGCAUACCAAUACGAUGACAGUAAAUUCUGCUAUUUUAGGAAUGUGAACACCUCGAACUACACCAUUCUUUAUGAUAAAGAGGGCAACACUUGCAGCAAAAGAGUACACUCUCCUUCCAGAUUUGGGCACUCGGAGGGUAUUUCUAGCACAUAAUUACCAUAACAACAUGAAAUGGCUUUAAACCAUUCAAUUCGGUUGAUUCUUCACUUGCUUCAUAAAAUGCAGUUCUCCUAAUAGAUGUUUCGUAAAAUUUCUGUAUUUUGGAACGCCUAGUGAAGUUUCGGGAAUUAGUUUCAUGAUGUUACUGAAUUUUUCUAAGUAUUCGUGUUUCUGUGAAGCUUGGGUUGUGUCUUUCAAUUGGAGAUGGUCAACAAUGUUUUCAUCUCCACGCACAUUUCUCAGUACAUUGAAAUUUCAGUACAAACAUUCUGGCUGAAACAACUCUUGGAAAAUUAGUUUCAAAACAGUGAAAAUAGCUGCUGUCACUGUUAUUUACAUUGAGAUAUAUGCCAUUAGAAUUUCGAAGUUUAUGGUACCAAAAGUAGUUUUUUGGAUCUGCUGAAGCCACCGUGUUUUGGUUAACCAAAAGCUGUAAUUAUCUGAAGCUAUGGUUUUUAAUGAAAUGGCCAAAGUGAGAGUGCUGCUGUCAAACCUGGUUGAGUGUGUCUUGGCAAUAGAACCAGGCUUGAUGUCCCAUGUCAAAUGAGUUCCUACUACCUAUCUUGUAUUGGAAUGAGUACAACUUUUCACACACGCACACAUUUCUGGGUUUCUGUUUGCUCUGCUUUUAAAUGGUGUGCUUCUUAUAAAAGUAAUCUAGGAAAUUUCAAUUUGAGUUAGUUUCAAUUUCUCAUGUAUGGAGCAGAAAUCUGUAAAUGUGUUAAUUCCUGCAAUUAAACUUGUUACAUAAA
Cornus florida is the source of this 3019-nucleotide messenger RNA. RefSeq names its product peptide-N4-(N-acetyl-beta-glucosaminyl)asparagine amidase A-like. The transcript has a single exon. Bases 432 to 2261 code for a protein of 609 amino acids. The record is from RefSeq and is a predicted model, not a curated record. NCBI's taxonomy places the organism in Eukaryota, Viridiplantae, Streptophyta, Magnoliopsida, Cornales, Cornaceae. Gene Ontology annotation, cellular component: vacuole.